AUGGCGUCCCAGGUGCGGCUGCGGCUGCUGCCCGGCGCCCGGUGUCUGUUCGACGAGCCGCUCCGGGUGACGGUGGCCGGCCUGAGGUCCCAGCAGGUGGUCGCCCUGAGGGCCCGGUCCACGGACGAGAAGGGGCUGGUGUUCAGCUCCUCGGCCACCUACAGGGCGGACGGGGGGGGGGAGAUCGACCUGGGCCGGGACCCCUCGCUCGGCGGCAGCUACGUCGGGGUGGAGCCCAUGGGGCUGCUGCGGGCGAUGAGGACGGACGCCCCGCACAAGAGGUUUCAGAAGAGCAACUCCUUGAACCCCCACGUGGUGAAGUUCUCUGUGCAUGAGGUGGAGGGGGAGGGGGAGGGCAGGAUGCUGGCGGAGGUGGCCAAUGAGAGGCUUCUGAUGGCGGACGGGGUCAGCAGGCGUCCUGUCAGAGAGGGGAACAUCCGUGGUGUCCUGUUUACUCCACCUGGAGAAGGUCCGUUCCCCGCCGUGUUGGACCUGUACACGUUCGGUGGAGGUUUAUCAGAGAAGAGGACGUCUCUGCUCGCCAGCCGGGGCUUCGUGGUUCUGACCGUGGCGCUCUACGGACACGACGACAUGCCCCGGAGCAUCAAAGAGGUUCAUCUGGAUUAUUUUGAAGAAGCAAUCGAGGUUUUAAAAAAGCAGGAGAAGGUGGGCAGUGGAGGAGUCGGGGUGGUGUCCCUUUCCAAAAGUGGAGAUCUGGCUCUCUCCAUCGCCUCCUACCUGCCGCACGUGGACGCCACCGUGUGGAUCAACGGCUGCUCCGCCAACACGGCGUUACCCCUCUACUAUCAGAAGAAACUCAUCCUCCCUGCGUUGAUGUUCGACUUCAAGAAGGUCGUUGUCACCGAGUCGGGCGCCUGCAUCACGAAGGGCGCCAUGCACAGCCCCUGGGCGGAGGAGAACCAGGCCACCGUCGUCCCCAUCGAACGGGCGGAGGGACGUUUCCUGUUCGUGGCCGCGGAGGACGACCUGAACUGGGACAGCAAGGCCUACCUGGACCAGAUGGUGGAGAGGCUGAAGAGCCACGGGAAGCAGAACUUUGAAAGCGUCAGUUACCCCGGAGCAGGGCACUACUUGGAGCCCCCUUAUGGGCCCUACUGCGCCUCCAGCUUCCACGGGUUGAUGGGUAAACCGGUGGCGUGGGGGGGCGAGUCCAGGUCCCACGCGGCCGCUGAGGUUCACCUGUGGAAGAAGAUCCAGGAGUUCUUCAGAAGCCACCUGAGCUGUGAUGGUGGCACGCAGAAUAAAGCCAAGUUGUAGAUCGUGGAACAUCAAGUGCCUGAUUGUGCUUCGACAGUUAAUUCACUUCCUGUUGUUUUAUCACCUCGUCAUCAGCUGGAGACAUUCUGCUUCCUGUUUGUCAUCCAUCCGUCCCUCUAUGGUGAACACGAUAUCUCAAGAACGCCUCAAGAUCGUUUCUUCACCUUUGCCACAGACGUUUAUUUGGACUCAAAGAUGAAUUUAGAUUUUUGGUUGUUAAAGGUGAAGGCAGCUGUGACCUCAGAAAACACAUCCCUGCCUCGUGAUACCUCAGGAGCAUCUCCACAGAACCUUUAGAAUGUGGUUCAAACUUUCACUUGGACUCACAGAUGAAUUAAGACUUUAGUUUUUUCCGAGGUCAAGCUCCCGGUGACCUCAAAGGAUUCUGGGAUAAAAGACGUGUGUAGACUGAAACUGCACCAGUUGGCGGACGAGUACCACUGUCUAUUUGUUUGUGUUUAAAAUUGUGAGAUAGUACAAGAGAAAUACUUUUAAAAGAUGUGUUUAAUCACAUCUUUUACCAGAAGGAGAAGAUCAGAGUAGGCUGAGAGAAGCCCAGUGUUCUGGAUGUGCCUGAAAUGAUCCACAUCUGCAUCGUGAUUGGCUGCAGCAGCAGAAACAAACAUCCUAUCACCACACGGCUGUUUUCUGACUGAACCAGCAUCAGUCCACCUCCGACAGGAAAUCCAUCGUGACGCCGUGUUGACUGAUUGAAGCUGAAGGCUCCUCGAGUACACAGAAACUGCUCUAUUUAUAAUGAGGAAACAGGAAGUGGAAACAAAUAGAGCAAACAUCCUGACACUGUAUAUUUUUGAUAGAGGAUUGAUAAACAUUUUCCGGCCACGUGGGUUCAAAGUUUCAGACGUUUUUCUCUAAUCAUCUGCAUUUUUGUGUAAAGGAGCCAAGAAUCAAAGAAGAAGUAUCAUGUUGUAGCAGAGAAACUCAUGUUUGUAUGAUUAUCUUAAAACGUUGAACAAAUUGAAAAUGGAUAUGUGGGUUAUCUUUAUCAUAUCCCAAACUUUUUGUCUCCUGAUCUCCUUCCUACAACUUGACUGAAGAAGAAGAAGAAUGUAACUGAACUUGUAUUUUGUUCCUCAAUAAGAUGUUGAUAUUGUAUUAAAUAAAAGUAGUUUCUUUGUGAUAUGAAAUAAAACAUUGAUUUUACAAGA
Molecule: messenger RNA, 2447 nt
Organism: Pleuronectes platessa (European plaice)
Lineage: Eukaryota; Metazoa; Chordata; Actinopteri; Pleuronectiformes; Pleuronectidae
Product: acyl-coenzyme A thioesterase 1
Exons: 3
Coding region: 1-1278 (425 amino acids)
Biological process (GO): acyl-CoA metabolic process; fatty acid metabolic process
Molecular function (GO): fatty acyl-CoA hydrolase activity
Source: RefSeq, a predicted model, not a curated record